CGGCGGGGGGGAAAAAAAGCGCGUGGGCGUGGACACGAACACUUCAGCGUUCAAACGAGGUAGGAGUGGAGAUCAGCAUCUCGUUUUCUUCCUGAGAGCAGCACUUUGUCAAGCGGUGUUGCUUAACUUGAACACAAGAAUAAAGCAGCUCAAUCCGCUCCUGAAAUAAAACACCCCUGAUUAGUGUUAUGGCAAGAGGAGAGGGAGCCGAACAGUUCUCAUCCGGUUUGUUACAUACAGCCAAAACUGCGAAUCAAGAUGGAAUCAAAAUUGUUAAGCUUCCCCCACAGCAGGAGAGGAAAAGAGCUCUGACUGUGUGGAGCAAGGUGUGUUUUGCAAUCGGAGGGGCUCCGUAUCAGAUCACAGCCACCGCCCUGGGCUUCUUUCUGCAAAUGUUUUUGCUUGAUGUGGCACUGGUGAGCCCCCUCAAUGCUUCUGUGAUCCUGUUUGUGGGUCGAGCCUGGGAUGCCGUGACUGAUCCUACAGUUGGGUUUUUCGUAAGCAGAAGCCCAUGGACACGGCACGGACGUAUGAUGCCCUGGAUUCUGUUGUCGACCAUACCAGCUGUGUUGUGUUAUAUCCUAAUAUGGGUAGUUCCACCUAUAGAGCAGGGAAAGAUGAUGUGGUAUCUGCUCUUCUACUGUCUCUUCCAGACUCUCCAGACAUGCUUUCAUGUGCCUUACUCCUCUCUGACCAUGUUUAUCAGCAACAAACAGCAGGAACGAGAUUCAGCUACAGCGUACCGCAUGACUGUAGAGGUGUUGGGUACAGUAAUUGGCACUGGCGUUCAGGGGCAGAUUGUAGGCAUGGCCAACACCCCCUGCAUUAACGACACAUCAGUGACCAACAGCUACAACAACUCUGUGCAUGACAAUAUUACUCAGGUCUUACUGGAUAAAGUAUUUAAAGAGAGGCGUGCAUAUGUGUUUGCAUCUGUAGUCAUAAGUUUGAUCUACAUCCUGUGUGCUGUUGUGCUGUUCUUAGGAGUGAGAGAGCAGGACAAUCAGGGAGGUUUAAAAGCACAGAAGCGUGUGUCAUUUCAGACCGGUUUGAGGCUGGUGAUGGGUCAUGGGCCAUAUGUUAAACUGGUGCUGGCUUUCCUAUUCACUUCAUUGGCCUUCAUGCUGCUGGAGGGAAAUUUUGCCGUGUUUAUCAAGUACACGCUGGGAUUCAGAGAGGAUUUUCAGAACAUCUUACUGGUCAUCAUGCUGUCUGCGGCUCUUACCAUUCCCCUGUGGCAGUGGUUUCUCUGCAGGUUUGGCAAAAAGACUGCUGUGUACAUUGGCAUACCGUGGGCAGUGCCAUUCAUGAUCCUCGUGGUGUGUGUAAAGAGUAGUCUCCUCGUGUCCUAUAUUGUAUCAGUCGCUGCUGGUGCUAGUGUGGCAGCGGCCUUCCUUCUGCCCUGGUCCAUGCUUCCAGAUGUUGUAGAUGAUUUUAAAGUCCAGAAUCCCACGUCUCAAGGCCAUGAAGCUAUUUUCUACUCUUUCUAUGUUUUUUUUACUAAAUUCGCCUCUGGUGUGUCAGCUUGCGUAUCAACACUAGCAUUAAGCUUUGCGGGUUAUGUAACGAGGGGUUGUGUUCAGCCUGAUUCUGUGCAUCUGACGUUGAAGAUUCUGGUGUCUGCUGCUCCUGUUUCACUUAUAGCACUGGGGCUUCUUAUCUUUAAAACCUAUCCCAUUAAUGAAGAACGCAGGCAGUACAACAACAAACAGCUGCAGCUGCUACUGCGGAACGAAGAACAAGAGUCGGAGAUGGAGGCCUUGAAGCCUGACCUCACAGCCUGAAGCAUCAGCUCUGACCUACAGAGGGCGCCAAAAUACACCUUUACCACUGCAAUGAGGAAAUCAGCUGGACUUUCCUCACUCAGUUGGUUAACCGGACCAAUGAAGGAUGACGAACCUUAAAGAAAAUCUGCACUACUGUUAUCAAAGCUACAUAUGUAUACAACAAACUAACUACAAUAUCCUGCUUGCUGCUUUCAGUUACAAUUACAUCUCUCCCUGAGAGAGAACAAAGGGAGAUUUUUAUGAUUAAUAUGAGGUUCAAAUCUACCAUCUACCAAUAUAUCGUAUUUUGUUGCAUCUCUUUGUUCAUUUGAGAUGAUGGAUUCAUAUAUUUUGGUUUCUGAAUGUUGAGGAUGUGUUGAGGUGCAUUUGUUUGAGGACAUGUUUUCUCAUUGUGGUGAAGAAUUGUUGGCUUGUUUUUGCACUUGGGGUGAAAAUAUUUGAAGGGACAGGAUUUUUUUCCCCGUUUCUUUAAAGGUGACGUGAAAUCAU
Puntigrus tetrazona (Sumatra barb) is the source of this 2276-nucleotide messenger RNA. RefSeq names its product sodium-dependent lysophosphatidylcholine symporter 1-A-like. Gene Ontology annotation, cellular component: membrane. Lineage: Eukaryota; Metazoa; Chordata; Actinopteri; Cypriniformes; Cyprinidae. Gene Ontology annotation, biological process: carbohydrate transport. Gene Ontology annotation, molecular function: lysophospholipid:sodium symporter activity. The record is from RefSeq and is a predicted model, not a curated record.